Molecule: messenger RNA, 1854 nt
Organism: Apiotrichum porosum
Lineage: Eukaryota; Fungi; Basidiomycota; Tremellomycetes; Trichosporonales; Trichosporonaceae
Exons: 8
Coding region: 1-1854 (617 amino acids)
Biological process (GO): mRNA splicing, via spliceosome
Molecular function (GO): protein binding
Source: RefSeq, a predicted model, not a curated record
AUGGACGCGGGGCCAUCAACGUCCCUUGACACCACUUCGCUCUCCGCGUCCUCGGCGGUCAUCGCGGCCAACGCAAACACAAACACAAACACAAACACCCAGCCCCUCACCCCGCGCCAGAGGGAGAAGGCGCCGCUCGUGGCGCCUGGAGCGGUCACGUUCCCGCCCGGAGUCGACCAUGAAAUCACGUUGCUGAUCAGCGAUUACCUCUCGUCGCGCCAUCCGCGACUCGCCCACGUCCUCGAUGCCGAGCUGGGGCCGGCACGGGACGAGGCUGUGCGCGAGGAGAUUGAUGCUGUGGAGAGGGCUCUGCUCGAUGGCGACUUUGGAUCGAUCGAGGGGCUGCUUGCGCAAGGGUGGCUUGGUCCUCAAACGCAAAAGGCGUUCCUCUACAUGAGCUAUCGCCAGCAGUUUCUCGAGUACAUUGACAACCGCGAAUCGCAAAAGGCGUUCAACCUGCUACAGAAGCGCCUAAAGCCGCUCGAGCACUAUCAGCCUGUUCCGUACGACUUUUACUCGCUCGCGUACCUCACCUCGGCGUCUACGGUGCACGAUGCGCCCGGGCUGCGCGACUGGGCGGGCGCAGGUCCAGAGCGGGAGCGGCUGGUGCAGAUGUGGCGCGAGCUCACCGAGGGCCGCCGUCCUGUCGGUUCUGGCGACCUCGUCGCGCCCACGGACCGACUGCUCACGCUUCUAAAGCAGGCUGUGGCUUGGCAGGUGCAGAAUGCCCGACCGCGCGGUGCGGGGCCCUGGGCAGUGCCUACGCUGCUAACCGACUAUGUGCCGCCAGCCGUGCCCUCGAGGCUCGAGCGGCUCAUCAAGGGCCACCGCGCCAACGUUAAAUGUGUGGAUUGGCUGUCGGACACGCUAGGCGUGAGCGGCUCAAGUGACACAACACUGCGUAUCUUCUCGGUCGAGGAUGGCGUCACCCGCCAUGUCCUCACGGGCCACCAGUCGCGUGUGUGGGACGUGGCCGCGUCGUCGAGUGGAUCGCUCAUUGCGUCUGGAUCGGGCGACGGCACCGUGCGGAUCUGGUCGCAGCAGGGCGACUGCCAGAGCGUGUUGGCUGGUGACGGCGGCGACAUUUACAGCGUGCGCUGGCAGCCCUGGCGCGACGACAUGGUUGUCGCUGCGUGCUAUGACAGGAUCCUGCGACUCUGGGACGUCGAGGCCGGCAAGCUUGUGCGCACGUUCUCGGGCCACGCGCAGAGCACGCUUGCUGUGGCGUUUGACCCGACAGGACGAGUGAUCGCAUCUGGGUCCAAGGACAGACACAUUAGGCAGUGGGACACUGUCGGCGGCGUGUGCGUUCAGACCAUGACUGCGCACCUCGGCGAAGUCACGUCCGUCGAGUUUGAUCUCGAAGGCAGGUACCUCCUCGCAGGGUGCAAGGACAACUCGAACCUGCUCUACGAUCUCCGCAUGAACACAUCCAAGAACAUUAUCCGGUGCAGCUUUGCGUCGCCGUCGAGCGGGCUCAUCGCCGGCGGGUCCGAGGACGGCGUCGUGUAUCUGUGGGAACGCGAGGGCUCGCCCGACGACUCGAGCAUGCGCUUCCGCGACGGUGAGCGCCACGGCGGUCGCGACAGCGGCAUCUCGACGCCCGCGGGUGCCGGUGCCGGUGCCGGUGCCGCGAUCACAGGCUCGGCAGCCGCAUACUACCCCCCACGCUCGUUUGCGCGCACCAGCUCCAACAGUACCUUGGGAGGCACGGGCACCACCACCACCGUCCGCCCGCUCAAGGUGCUCGCGGGCCAUGGCGCCGGUGCCGUCUUUGACGUGCGUGCGCGCAGGGGCACGCUGCUGAGUGCCGGCGAGGACGGCGCCGUGGGCGUGUGGGGCGAUGAGGAGUAA